Paramecium sonneborni is the source of this 502-nucleotide messenger RNA. NCBI's taxonomy places the organism in Eukaryota, Ciliophora, Oligohymenophorea, Peniculida, Parameciidae. The record is from the annotation of a GenBank genome assembly.
AUGAUACAAAGGACAUUAAUUAAGAGGUAAAUUCUAUUUAAUAUUUAGGUAUGAAUUUUGUUUGAUUGACGAUAAACUUCCAUUAUUUACUUGUGAAGAAAUUACUGAAAUUUAAAUAACCACUCAUGAAAUAAAUAAAGUUAGAAAUUGGAAAGAGAUUGAAACCAUUUUUUAAAAUGAUUAAAAUCGUGAAAAAUAAGUAAAACAAAAAAUGAUGAAUGUUUGGAAUGGAGGUAUUGGUUAAUUGAUUUGUAAUGUUAUGUUAGAGAAAUUAGGAAAAUAAAUAGCUUUUAAAAGAAAUUAUGAUUUAGCUAAAUAUGAUUAUGAUAGAUCAAAAGUCCAUUGUAUUUUUAUGCUAGAUAAUUCUGGUGUUAUGGGCGUCAAGCAUAGACUAAUGCAAAGAAUGGAGCUGUAACAUAUACAGAAGAAAUUGAAAAGAAUCCAAAUGCAAAAGUAAGUGUUAUCAUUUUCUAUUCUUAUGCAAUAGAUUGUGAAAAGUUGA